AUUACACAAAGGAUCUACUUCCUGCAUUUCGCAACGGCAUUUUUAACUCUUUCCUCGUUCGUUUCCAAUCAAUCUCAGGGAAUGACUUGAAAGGUGGAGUCGAGACAGGGCGGCGACAGGUAGCAUAUAAAAGACUCGCGUAAGGAUGCGAUUCACCUGUAAGCACUGAUCUGGGGAGCGAAAAUGGGAAACUGGAUUAUUAAUCACGGACUGACCGCCUUGAUAUUGGUGGUCUGGAUGGGCAUCAACAUAUUUCUGUUCGUCUACUUUUAUUUCUUUUAUGAUCUGGGAGAUCAGUUUAUCUACACACGACAUGUUUUGGGGUCUGCGCUGGCCUGGGCUCGUGCUCCCGCUGCUGUGCUCAAUUUCAACUGCCUGCUUAUCCUACUGCCCGUGUGUCGCAACCUGCUCUCUCUCAUACGAGGAUCUUUCAUAUGCUGUGGGCGAACCAUGAGGAAACAGCUAGACAAAAAUAUCAGUUUCCACAAACUUGUGGCUUACAUGAUUGGUUUAAUGACAGCGGUCCACACAAUAGCUCAUUUGCUGAAUGUGGAGUGGUACAACAACAGCAUCCGGGGGGAGUAUGAUGCCCUGAACAAUGCGCUGUCCGCUCUGGAGGAUGGAGAGAACACCACCUACCUGAAUCCCAUUCGAUCAAACAGCACUACUCCGACCCACUUUGUGUUUACCACCUUGGCUGGGAUCACAGGGGUCAUCAUCACCCUCGCACUCAUCCUCAUCAUCACCUCCUCCAUGGAGGUCAUCCGCCGCAGCUACUUUGAGGUCUUCUGGUACACGCACCACCUCUUCGUGGUGUUCUUCAUUGGGCUGGUCAUCCAUGGUGCAGGGCGGAUUGUGCGGAGUCAAACCACUACAAAUCCUCCACAUAACACAUCGUUUUGUUUUGAUCAACCUGACCAAUGGGGCAAAAUCUCAGAGUGCCCGGUGCCUCAGUUUGCUGGAGGAUUCCCAGGGACAUGGAUGUGGGUGAUUGCGCCAAUGUUCAUUUACCUGUGCGAACGUUUGCUACGCUUUAUUCGCUACGUACAGAAAGUCACAUACAGAAAGAUCGUGAUCCGGCCUUCCAAAGUACUGGAGCUGCAGCUGGUGAAGAGCGGUUUCAAGAUGGAUGUCGGCCAGUAUGUCUUCCUCAACUGCCCGGCCAUCUCGGCGCUGGAGUGGCACCCCUUCACCAUGACCUCUGCCCCAGAGGAGGACUUCUUCAGCGUGCACAUCCGCUCCGCCGGGGACUGGACAGAGAAACUCAUCAGCAUAAUGGAGCAGUUGCCUGAAGGCGCAGAGGGACCCAAAAUGGGUGUGGAUGGCCCAUUCGGCACAGCCAGCGAGGAUGUUUUUGACUACGAGGUCAGCAUGCUAGUAGGGGCUGGGAUUGGCGUGACUCCUUUUGCCUCCAUCUUGAAAUCCAUCUGGUACAAGUUUAAAGAAUCCAACCCCAAGCUGCACACCAGGAAGAUUUACUUCUACUGGUUGUGCAGGGAGACGCAUGCCUUCGAGUGGUUUGCUGAUCUUCUUCAGGUGCUGGAGGCGGAGAUGGAGGAGAGAGGCAUGGGGAACUUCCUCACUUACAAGCUCUACCUCACAGGCUGGGACAAAAGCCACGCAACUCAUGCAAUGGUCCAUUUUGAUGAGGAAACGGAUAUCGUCACUGGACUGAAACAGAAAUGCCACUAUGGCCGACCAAACUGGGACAUAGAAUUUGAGCAAGUUCGCAAAGAGAACCCCAGCUCAGUGGUUGGUACUUUCUUAUGCGGUCCUGCCGUCUUGGGCAAGACUCUGGAGAAGAAAUGCGUCAAGUACUCCGAUGUAGACCCACGGAAAACAAAAUUCUACUUCAACAAGGAGAACUUCUGAGUGGCCAUGCGCUGGCGACAUUUUGAAAAGGAGGAUGUUGUUGCUGAUGGAUGAUGACGGCCCUGCAGUUCAACCCAAUGCUGCCUGAAUGUCUAUGAGAAUGUGAGAAUAAAUGGCUGCUGCCAGAUAGACUGCCUGUCCACAAGAACAAUAUAUCCACCUGACUGUGUUUAAACUGUGUGCUGUGCACAUGAAGACACUCAAUUUUGUUUCUGUUAGAGCUAAGACUUCUCGCUAAAUAUCCUAAGUGUAAAUAUUUUUUUAUGCAAGACUCAUCACCUAAGCACCACAACAUUUGACAUGCAAUACCAAACCGCUUCCAGGUACAACCUGUGUCAAGUGUAAUACAUGAGAAAUUAUUCAUUUUUAACAGGUUCCUCUGUUAGUUGCCCAGAUGUAUUCAGGAACAGUGAUGCUUUAAUUCCUAAGACGGAAAUGGAAACUGUACACCCUUAUCAUUCGGUCAUGGGAAUUUCCUCUUUGUAGAUGUCUAUCAGACUGUUGUUUAAUGCUUUAUCUUAUGAUACUCACACUCCUCACAUCAUUAUCAGACAGACAUUUUUCAUGUAAUUUCUUGGGUCAAAAUACAGAAUAUAACAAAGACAAUGA
Messenger RNA from Clupea harengus (Atlantic herring), 2481 nucleotides. It is a transcript of the gene nox1, whose product is annotated as NADPH oxidase 1. Gene Ontology annotation, cellular component: plasma membrane; NADPH oxidase complex. Gene Ontology annotation, biological process: defense response; superoxide anion generation. The record is from RefSeq and is a predicted model, not a curated record. Gene Ontology annotation, molecular function: superoxide-generating NAD(P)H oxidase activity. Lineage: Eukaryota; Metazoa; Chordata; Actinopteri; Clupeiformes; Clupeidae.